This is a messenger RNA of Malus domestica (apple), 997 nucleotides long. The record is from RefSeq and is a predicted model, not a curated record. NCBI's taxonomy places the organism in Eukaryota, Viridiplantae, Streptophyta, Magnoliopsida, Rosales, Rosaceae.
UUUGGGCCGAACCACCCCAUGAAACCGCACCGGCUAUGUAUGACCCAUCAUCUCGUCCUAUCCUACGAUCUCCACAAAAAUAUGGAAAUUUAUCGGCCGCAUAAGGCGUAUCCGGUGGAGCUUGCGCAAUUCCAUUCAGCUGACUAUGUUGAGUUUCUGCACAGGACUACGCCCGACACCCAGCACUUGUUCUCGAAUGAAAUGGCAAGAUAUAAUCUUGGAGAAGAUUGCCCUGUAUUUGAUAACUUAUUUGAAUUUUGUCAAAUUUAUGCUAGCGGAACAAUAGAUGCUGCACGUAGGUUGAACAAUAAACUUUGUGAUAUUGCUAUCAAUUGGGCUGGUGGACUACACCAUGCCAAAAAGUGUGAGGUAUCCGGAUUUUGUUACAUCAAUGACUUGGUCUUGGGGAUCUUGGAGCUUCUAAAACAUCAUGCCCGAGUAUUGUAUAUUGACAUAGAUGUGCAUCACGGUGAUGGUGUAGAAGAAGCUUUCUAUUUUACUGAUAGGAAGUAGGAGAAAGAGAAGGCAAGUUUUAUGCCAUCAAUGUCCCACUAAAAGAUGGAAUUGAUGACGCUAGCUUCAGUAGACUUUUCAACACUAUUAUUUCUAAGGUUGUUGAGACAUAUCUACCAGGCGCGAUAGUUCUCCAGUGUGGAGCAGAUUCUCUUGCUGGAGACCGUUUGGGCUGCUUCAAUCUCUCCAUUGAUGGCCAUGCCGAAUGUGUUAAGUUUGUGAAGAAAUUUAAUAUACCCUUACUGGUAUGCUCUUUAACCGAUUGAACCUUGGCCACCUUUCAUCAAUGUCGUAUAUCUAGUGUACGGAGAAUGUUUUCUGUCUGAAGGUUACAGGAGGUGGGGGAUACACGAAAGAGAAUGUUGCUCGGUGUUGGAGUGUUGAAACUGGGGUUCUUCUUGAUUCAGAACUUCCCAAUGGUACUUUUAUCAAAUAACUCUUCAUUUUAAACUUUGUGUAGUGGAAACAGGAACUUUAUUAAAAU